Molecule: messenger RNA, 435 nt
Organism: Helianthus annuus (common sunflower)
Lineage: Eukaryota; Viridiplantae; Streptophyta; Magnoliopsida; Asterales; Asteraceae
Exons: 2
Coding region: 1-435 (144 amino acids)
Source: RefSeq, a predicted model, not a curated record
AUGGCAUUGAUUAAUGAGAAAUCUUCUCCUGAUGCAAAUGCUAAUAUGUCAGGUAUGAAUCAAAACUGUUAUAGCGAGUCAAGUAGCUUUGGUCAUUGGAGUUGUUCCAAUGCAGUGUUUAACUGGUUUGCUUCUAGAUCUACAACUUCUAAUAACCUAAAAGAUGGUUGGAUAAUUGAUUCCGGAGCAAACCAACACAUGUCUCUGUCUGAUAAGAAUAUGUAUAAUUGUGUGGAUGUUACUCAUUUGAAUCUUACGGUUGGGCAUCCUAACGGAACUAAAGCUAAAAUAACUAAGAUAGGAGAUUUAAAACUUUCUCCAAAUGUGAUUUUAAAUGAUGUGUUAUUUGUUCCUGAAUACUCUGUUAACUUGCUUUCUGUGCACAAACUAUCUAGAGAUAGACUUAAAGCAAAAGAAAACAAUGAUGAUUGGUAA